This is a messenger RNA of Cricetulus griseus (Chinese hamster), 5566 nucleotides long. NCBI's taxonomy places the organism in Eukaryota, Metazoa, Chordata, Mammalia, Rodentia, Cricetidae. The record is from RefSeq and is a predicted model, not a curated record.
CCUUGGGACCGGGACCGGGAUCUAAACCAGUAAACCAGGCACGGUCGAGGGUCUCAUGGUGCCUAGGGGACAAAAGGUUCUCGGGACAUCCGACUAUAGGGGUCCUACCCACCUCUACAUCCUCCGGUUAGCAAUCUUCAUUCAACAAAAACGUUUUUAGUUUGUGCCAAGAGUUGUUUAGAGGUUAGGUCUCUUGAGAGGCGGAGCUACCGAACUGACACUGAAGGGAGGUACUCCUUACGGGGGACCCAAGCCAAGAGAGACAGCCAGUAACCGACCCCGUUUGUCCCUGUGCCCUCUUUCCCGUGCCGUAGGCACAACACCUGCGCUCCUUGUUUUGGCACUGACUUUUCCGUCCUAGGAAAGCUUCCUCGUUUAGCUGCGUGACUGAAUGGUAUUUGUCACCUGAUCCGGCUGUUCCACCAACUCUCAUCAGGCCACCCCCCUAGCCUUCUUGCCCAGCUCUCUCCCCCACCAUCCCCACCCCGUUCUUAAGAAUUUAUCACCUCAUACACUGCGUUGUUUGCGGACCUGUUGUUUGUUGCGAGAGACUCCCUUCCAAACUCCCAGCAAGGGGCAGAAAUUUUGUCUAUUUAUUAAAUGUGAAGAACGUUACUCAGCGGUCGUUAUGACCUCCCGGUUACGUGCGUUGGGUGGAAGAAUUAAUAAUAUACGAACCUCUGAAUUACCCAAAGAGAAAACCCGAUCCGAGGUCGUCUGCAGCAUACGGUUUUUAGAUGGCUUGGUACAGACCUUUAAAGUUAACAAACAAGAUUUGGGCCAGUCACUUCUGGACUUGGCAUACGGCCACCUGGGUGUGACGGAGAAGGAGUACUUUGGCUUGCAACAUGGUGAUGACCCAGUAGACUCCCCUAGAUGGCUUGAGGCGAGCAAACCCCUCAGGAAGCAGCUGAAAGGAGGUUUCCCCUGUACCCUGCAUUUUCGAGUAAGAUAUUUUAUACCUGAUCCCAACACACUGCAGCAGGAACAAACCAGGCAUUUGUAUUUCUUACAACUGAAGAUGGAUGUUUGCGAAGGAAGGUUAACGUGCCCUCUCAACUCAGCGGUGGUUCUAGCUUCCUAUGCCGUACAAUCUCAUUUUGGAGACUUUAAUUCUUCCAUACAUCAUCCAGGCUAUCUUGCCGACAGCCAGUUCAUACCAGAUCAAAAUGAUGACUUUUUAAGCAAGGUGGAGUCGCUUCAUGAACAGCACAGUGGCCUAAAGCAGUCAGAAGCGGAGUCUUGCUACAUCAAUAUAGCCCGGACCCUUGACUUCUACGGAGUGGAGCUUCAUGGAGGCAGAGAUCUGCACAAUUUAGAUCUAAUGAUCGGAAUUGCUUCUGCGGGCAUUGCAGUGUACCGAAAAUACAUUUGCACAAGUUUCUACCCUUGGGUGAACAUACUCAAAAUUUCUUUCAAAAGGAAAAAGUUCUUCAUACACCAGCGGCAAAAACAGGCUGAAUCCAGGGAACAUAUCGUGGCCUUCAACAUGCUAAAUUACCGAUCUUGCAAAAACUUGUGGAAAUCCUGCGUCGAGCACCAUUCAUUCUUUCAGGCAAAGAAGUUACUACCUCAGGAAAAGAAUGUUCUGUCUCAGUACUGGACACUAGGCUCCAGGAACCCCAAAAAGUCUGUAAAUAAUCAAUACUGCAAAAAGGUGAUUGGAGGAAUGGUAUGGAACUCAGCCAUGAGGAGGUCCUUAUCAGUGGAACGGCUAGAAACCAAGAGCCUGCCCUCUCGGUCCCCACCCAUCACCCCCAACUGGCGAAGUCCUCGGCUCCGGCACGAAAUCCGAAAGCCCCGCCACUCCUCUGCAGACAACCUUGCCAAUGAGAUGACCUACAUCACGGAAACCGAAGAUGUGUUCUAUACUUACAAGGGAUCUCUGUCCCCAAAAGACAGCGAUUCUGAAGUUUCCCAGAACCACAGCCCACACCGAGAGAGUUUGUCCGAAAACAAGCCAGCACAAAGCUGCCUGACCCGGAAGUCAUCCAGUUCUGUGUCGCCGUCUUCAAAUGCUCCCGGCUCCUGCUCCCCAGACGGAGUUGACCAGCAAUUCUUAGAAGACUAUCACAAGAUGAUCAAAGGAGGCUCCGUUGAGGAUGCCAGCCAGUACUACUGUGACAAGAAUGACGAAGGAGAUGGCUACCUCGUCCUGAUCCGUAUCACACCAGAUGAAGAUGGAAGAUUUGGAUUUAAUCUUAAGGGAGGAGUGGAUCAAAAAAUGCCUCUUGUGGUCUCCAGGAUAAACCCAGAGUCGCCUGCGGACACUUGCAUGCCUAAGCUGAAUGAAGGGGAUCAGAUCGUGUUGAUCAAUGGCCGGGACAUCUCAGAGCACACUCAUGACCAGGUGGUGAUGUUCAUCAAAGCAAGCCGGGAGUCCCACUCGAGAGAACUGGCCCUGGUGAUCAGGAGGAAAGCUGUGCGCUCACUGGCGGAGAUCAGAUCGGAAGAUGAGUUGAGUCAGCUUUUCCCAGAAGCCAUGUUUCCUGUCUGUCCUGAGGGUGGUGACAGUCUGGAGGGAUCCAUGGAACUGCUAAAGAAAGGUCUAGAAAGUGGUACAGUGCUGAUCCAGUUCGAGCAACUCUACAGAAAGAAGCCGGGCUUAGCUGUCACGUUUGCAAAGCUGCCUCAGAAUUUGGAUAAAAACCGAUACAAAGAUGUUUUGCCUUAUGACACCACCCGGGUAUUAUUGCAGGGAAAUGAAGAUUAUAUUAACGCGAGUUAUGUGGAUAUGGAGAUUCCAGCAGCUAACCUUGUGAACAAGUACAUUGCUGCUCAGGGACCCCUGCCACACACCUGCUCACAGUUUUGGCAAGUUAUCUGGGAUCAGAAGUUGUCUCUUGUUGUUAUGCUGACAACUCUCACAGAGCGAGGGCGGACCAAAUGUCACCAGUACUGGCCAGAUCCCCCUGACGUCAUGGACCACGGCAUCUUUCAUAUCCAGUGUCAGGCAGAGGACUGUACCAUUGCUUAUGUGUCCCGAGAAAUGCUAGUUACAAAUACUGAGACCGGGGAAGAACACACAGUGACCCAUCUCCAGUACGUUGCGUGGCCUGACCACGGCGUGCCUGAUGACUCCUCAGACUUCUUGGAGUUUGUGAAGUACGUGAGGUCCCUGAGGGUAGACGGUGAGCCUGCCCUAGUUCACUGCAGUGCUGGAAUAGGGCGGACAGGUGUGUUGGUCACUAUGGAAACCGCCAUGUGCUUAAUUGAGAGGAACCUGCCUGUUUACCCAUUGGAUAUUGUCCGGAAAAUGAGAGACCAGCGUGCCAUGAUGGUACAAACAUCAAGCCAAUACAAGUUUGUAUGUGAAGCGAUUCUUCGAGUGUACGAAGAAGGCUUAAUCCAGAGGCUGGAUCCCAGUUAGGACAACUGUGAAGUGUUCAUUCCUUGUUCCCCUAGAGGCCCCCAGAGAUGCUGGUCACUGUGGGAAGGGAUGAGCUUAUUUGAACCUAGGCACUUUAAAUUUAAAUUUCUGUGGAAAAGGUAUCCUGUACAUAGGAACUGCUGAUGUAGAUAUGCAUGCCGCUAUGACGUCUUUGGGCCCAGAGAGAUAAGCAACAGGGGAUCUCCAACUGGGAACUGUGUUUCUCCCUCAAUAUCGCCACCCCGUCAGCCAUCCUCGGGCAAUGAGAGGGGCCGCCAGCAGUACUGUUGACUCUACUCUCACCAGGAGCCAGACAAUGUGGCUACUUGUGGUUGCUCAGGUGUUUGUGUGUUGAUCUGUGUGGGACUGACUCCAAGGGCCGAACUUCUUCGGCAAUUGGUAUCCAUUACUCCUGACACCAGGGAAAACUCAGAUGAAUGUACCACAGGCAGGGCACAAGGGACUUCAGGCUGGAGGAUGAAUAGGGUCUAUUCUGCCCUCCCUCCCUCUGCCUCAUCUCCACCCCUUCUGCACUCAUGUUCCAAAGCACCCAUUUCCCCUACCCCCGAAUUCCUCUCUUCAGGAUCACAGCCAGUGCCUGAACCUGUUUCAUAAUGUAUGUUCAGGUGACUUCUCAGCCGAGUCUGGGAACCAGACUCUGUGCUGCGUGAUGUUGAGUCUUAGCUUUAGAAGCAGCCAAGCCUCUGCUCACCCCUUACUGUAUACUCAGCCGCCAUGACUGGAAUCGCUGACUACUGAAUCUCUAUGUGGAUUGCUGCUACUUCAAGCUCUCACACUUGAAACAAGACGAUUUUCCUGGGGGUUGGAGGGGGGGAUGGUAGCAUCCAAAUACUCAGAAUUUUGAACCCUUCUGAGAAAAGACCUUCUAGUAAGUGACCAUAAGAAACACCGAUUCUCGAGGGUGGUGUGUGUGUGUGUGUGUGUGUGUGUGUGUGUGUGUGUGUGUGUGUGUGUGUGUGUGUGUGUGAUGUGUUUUUCAGGGUUCCUAACUUGACUCUAAUUACUAUUGAGUUUAUGUAAAGAAUAAGCCUCUGUACAGAAGGACAGAUGUGUGCAUUCACCCUUGGUUACAGUGGUCUCCAUUUCAUUUCAGAGGAGAGAAUUAGACUAUCUGAAUAUAAACACAAGUUGAUGUUAAUUUAUUCUAAGUACUCUGGGAUUUUGAUUGUCUUUGAGAAUUCUUCUCUGUGAAUACCAUGGUAAAAAAAAAAAUUUAACUUGUGGCAGGAUUGUAGCGAGUUAUUAUUUAAGGAAAAAUAAAUUACAUGAAUGCUUUAAGGUGGUAUUUUUAAAUAGCGGCUUUUGUGUAUCCAGAAAAAGUGUUAGCAGGUUUCUUAGUGGUGCUUAUGGGAGAAGGGCACUUCGUGAUGUCAUGUAAGUAGAUGAAGGUACAGUGAUACUUAGCAGACACUGAAGCAGUUAAAGCAUUUCCUAGUUACAAGAUGGGUAAGGACCUCUGCAGAAGAGCGCAGGUUUCCAGGCGUUCCUUAUCUGUCUGUAGCUUCAGUAUCUCCAUCUAUUUCCCUCCUGCCUGUCUUUCACCCACGCACAUCUUACUGCUCAGUGAUGAGAGUGGUAGAGUGAAUGCCCAGCACCCUGUGUAAUAAGAAACUAGAAUGGUUCUCCAGACCACUCAACACCAAGUAGCCCUCAGCCUAGGAACCUGGGAUCUGUGACUGUAUUUUCUUCUGUAAAAAAUAAAGAGAAACAACACUUGGAACUUGAAGGCAGAAUGAGAUCAUACUAUAGAAAUGAAUUUCCGGCCACUGGAAUAUGUAAACCAAAGCUACUGAAGACGUAGGAAGGCUGUCUUCUCUGUGGUUGGCCCCAAAAUGCACCAAAAAUGUGGAGCCCACUGGGUUUUCCUAGAGCAGUGUUCCAGAGGGCAAAAGCCCAGAAGACAGAGGACCGGUACCUUUAUGCAACCUAGAUUCUGACAAUGCCCUCUGCAAAGCACCAAAAAGAGGAACAGAGAAUGCUGGGUACAUUUCAGGGGUAUCAGGCUGCUUAGCAAAUUAUUGUUUUAUAGAAAUGUUUGUCACCACCGUGUGUGCAAAGCACUUGCAAAGUCUAAAUGUCCUUGGAGAUUGUUUUAUUAUUUUCUGGAAACAAGCUGUUGAAUGUGGUCAUGAAAAUGCUGCUGUUACACUUACAUAAUAUUUCGUGACGCUUGAA